Molecule: messenger RNA, 1209 nt
Organism: Fusarium graminearum PH-1
Lineage: Eukaryota; Fungi; Ascomycota; Sordariomycetes; Hypocreales; Nectriaceae
Exons: 3
Coding region: 1-1209 (402 amino acids)
Source: RefSeq, a predicted model, not a curated record
AUGGCCACGCCUGGGCAACCUUCCUCAAAUGGAAGAGAUACCGAGCCGUUUCCCAGUCUCGACAAUGCAUCACCUACAAAUGCCGACACCGAUUCAUCCAACAUUCACAAUCGUCCAGCAGCAUCUUCAUCUUUGAGCGGUCAUCUGCGAAGAGUUUCGCAAAGCUUCGAAGUUUCCGGCCCUCCGGAAGGUUUUAUGGCCGCCACAGGAACCAUCGCAUCCUCAAUCUUCUCCCGGCAAACAGUUACGCGCAGGACUUCGGAGUCCUCGAUACCGAUGCAAACAGGUCAAUCCUUCGGCAACCCGUCUAGGCAGAACACGUUUCCCACCGUCAACGAAGAGGCGCCCGCGGAAAAAGCAACUGCAAGCGAAGCUUCUCCUAGACGAAACUUUACUGGGGAGCCAGCAGCUGCGGCUCCUUUCGACAAUGGGUAUCACUUCCCACCAAAGCAUUCAGCUGGCCAGUCUACGAAACUCGGCUUGAUUGCGUUCGGGCAUUAUGUCUUAACACCUACGGGUUUUCUUGUUACUCUCUAUGGCCUGAACGUUGUAGCCUGGGGCGGCAUGCUCUUCUUAUUGCUCUGCUUAUUAGCAAUGCUUCACCGGCAAUGUUUUGGACUCGCCCCUUGGCGCUUUCGCGAUUUGUAUUUCCUCCUCCAGUAUCGCGUCCAGAAGAAGGAAGUUGCCCUUCGACGCCUGGCAGGCAUUCAUCGAGGAUGGUUUCGUCUUCCAGGAUCCGAUCAGCUUGACCCUCAGAUAGGGCCCCAUAACAUAUCCUCCUCGCCCCAUCUCAGCUCGUCGCUGGCCUGCCCGUUUCCCCCAGACAAAAUCCCCGAUGCUCCCUUGACAGGAGUCCGAGCUCCACCAACUGCUAUUACAAGAAUGGAUGCUGUCGUAUGGUUGAUGGUAUGGAACACCUUCCUGCAGUGCGUCCUGUCUGGGUUUAUGUGGGGGUUGAACCGUUACGACCGUCCCAGUUGGUCCACAGGCCUCUUUGUCGCACUUGCUUGUAUCGUUGCCGCUAUCGGCGGAAUCGUUAUGUUUAUCGAAGGGAAGAAAGUAAAAGGCAUCGAAGGCGUCCCUAUCAGCCUGGAGGAUCAAAAGAUGUUACAGGAGGACCGGGAACGCGGUGUAUGGCACUACAACAACAUCAAGGACAAAGACUUGGCUGCUGAAGAGGCCAAGAAGAAGAAAACGGAUAAGAAGUGA